AUGGGGACGCUGCUGCUGCUGCCUCUGGCCACCACCAGAACCUCCCCUCUGGACCGCUCCACCCCGACCGCCACCACUGCCGCCGCCACCACUCCCACUGCUGCCACCACCGCCGCCACCACUCCCACCGCUACCACCACCGCCGCCACCGACGCCUCAACUCCCACCACCACUUCCACCACCACCACCACCACCACCACCACCACCACCACCACCACCGCCACCACCACCGCCUCCACUGCCGCCACCCCCACCACUCUUGCCUCCCUUGCCCUUGCCGCUUGGCACCUUCUCAGUCGCAUCGUCUCAGUGGCAGGUCCCGCCCAAUCUCACCUCAUCGCGAGUGCCAGCGUCGUCAGUCCCAUCCCGGCGGUUCAACUCGGGCCUGAAGCUCGUUGCCAUCGCCACGUCAUCGUCAUCCCACUCUUCCCGUUUCUCGGGCCGCCUUUGGACGCGCCUCAAAAACCCAACUUCCCGUUCCCCGCGCCGACUCCUGUCGCCAUGAUUCGCUACACGCGCCUGUCCGGCCAGUGUGGCCUUGCCGCGGUCGUCGCUGGUGUCGUUGCCAUCAGCUUCCUCGCGACCCACGCCAGCGCCGCUGAAGGUGAUGCUGGCGUGUGGAUGAGUGCUGGCGUGUGGAUGAGUGCUGGCGUGUGGAUGAGUGCUGGCGUGUGGAUGAGUGCUGGCGUGUGGAUGAGUGCUGGCGUGUGGAUGAGUGCUGGCGUGUGGAUGAGUGCUGGCGUGUGGAUGAGUGCUGGCGUGUGGAUGAGUGCUGGCGUGUGGAUGAGUGCUGGCGUGUGGAUGAGUGCUGGCGUGUGGAUGAGUGCUGGCGUGUGGAUGAGUGCUGGCGUGUGGAUGAGUGCUGGCGUGUGGAUGAGUGCUGGCGUGUGGAUGAGUGCUGGCGUGUGGAUGAGUGCUGGCGUGUGGAUGAGUGCUGGCGUGUGGAUGAGUGCUGGCGUGUGGAUGAGUGCUGGCGUGUGGAUGAGUGCUGGCGUGUGGAUGAGUGCUGGCGUGUGGAUGAGUGCUGGCGUGUGGAUGAGUGCUGGCGUGUGGAUGAGUGCUGGCGUGUGGAUGAGUGCUGGCGUGUGGAUGAGUGCUGGCGUGUGGAUGAGUGCUGGCGUGUGGAUGAGUGCUGGCGUGUGGAUGAGUGCUGGCGUGUGGAUGAGUGCUGGCGUGUGGAUGAGUGCUGGCGUGUGGAUGAGUGCUGGCGUGUGGAUGAGUGCUGGCGUGUGGAUGAGUGCUGGCGUGUGGAUGAGUGCUGGCGUUUGGUUCAGCGGCGCACAAUCAUAG
Closterium sp. Yama58-4 is the source of this 1290-nucleotide messenger RNA. Lineage: Eukaryota; Viridiplantae; Streptophyta; Zygnematophyceae; Desmidiales; Closteriaceae. The record is from the annotation of a GenBank genome assembly.